UCUGUAUCAAAUUUUAUACACAUUGUAAAAAAGAGUGUCGUGGAAAACAAUUUUGUUUAUAAGAUAAUAAAAUUAUGCGUCAUUAUUCAUCUGUCAAACGUUUUAAAAGAUCUUAAAAUAUUAUCUAAAAUUUUUUAAAUUAUUAUUGUAUUCAAAUCUGCGCGCUCUUUGUGACGUCAAGAGACUGCAUUCUCCGAAAGAUUUUCGACCUCUGUCGGCGAUUCUAGUGUGUGGUGUGUGGCGGGCGCAGCCAUAUUGAUAGUAAGAAAAGUGUACAGUAUUGGAAUUUUGUGUUAGGUGCUGUGAAUAAGAAAUCUGAAAUCAUCUCAAAAAUGUCCGAGCGGGAGGAUAAUGUAUAUAAGGCAAAAUUAGCCGAACAAGCAGAGAGAUACGAUGAAAUGGUGGAAGCCAUGAAGAAGGUAGCGAAGCUGGACUUGGAACUGACUGUAGAAGAAAGGAAUCUCCUCUCCGUAGCUUAUAAAAAUGUCAUUGGUGCAAGGAGAGCAUCGUGGCGUAUAAUUUCCUCCAUAGAACAGAAAGAAGAAUCAAAAGGUACUGAUGAUAAGCUAGAAAUGAUCCGCCAGUAUCGUUCCCAAGUAGAAAAAGAACUUAGAGAUAUUUGCUCAGACAUUCUUGGAGUACUAGACAAACAUUUGAUACCUGCCGCCUCCUCCGGAGAAUCCAAGGUCUUCUAUUAUAAAAUGAAGGGCGAUUACCACAGAUACUUGGCAGAAUUUGCCACUGGAAACGAUCGCAAGGACGCUGCCGAACAUUCUCUAGUUGCUUACAAAUCGGCCAGUGACAUCGCCAUGACAGAGUUAGCGCCAACACAUCCCAUCAGACUGGGUCUUGCGCUCAACUUCUCCGUCUUCUAUUACGAGAUUCUGAACAGCCCAGAUCGGGCAUGUCGUUUGGCCAAAGCUGCUUUCGAUGACGCAAUCGCUGAGUUGGAUACCCUUUCCGAGGAGAGUUACAAGGAUAGUACGUUAAUAAUGCAGCUUUUGAGGGACAAUCUCACCCUCUGGACCAGUGAUAUGCAAUUAGAGUCUGAAGAAGGCAACAAAGAGCAAUUACAAGACGUAGAAGACCAAGAUGUAUCAUAACUUGGAAAUGUCACAUGAGGCAAUAUAUCGAACUGUUGAGUGCUGUGUAGUGCGGGGCAUUGCCCAGACAUUGUGAAAGGGGGACGGGGCAAGUAGACAAACAACUUGCCCCAACCAUCCUAGUACAUACUGUAUUAUUAUUAUUAUUACUAGCUGUAACAAUAUAUUCUGUAACUGUUUUGUCUCUCCCAAAUGAAUGCGAAUGAAUGAAUGGAAUAACCAAUUUGUCCCGGCCGAUUUGCGGACGACCGAUCAACUUAUAUCAAAAAUGAGCACUAAAGCUUUUGAACGGAUUCCUUCUUACCAACUGUCAGACUAUACAAGUGCAUAUUUUUACAGUUAUUUAUAAAAAUGAUGUUUUUGUUAACUUAUUAUAUGUUUAUCAAUUAAAAAUUGAUAUUGUCACAGUUUGACCAUCGGGAUAUUCAUUUUUAAACAGCAGCUGACAGUUGGGAGGGGUGUCGAUUGAUGUUUAAAAAUGUUAGUGCGCAUAGGUGAUUCGCAAUCUCGGAUAGGAAUCAAGUGGAUGUACUAGAACCUUACGCUUUAGAUAUUUAAUGUUGGAUUCUUUUGUAUUUUUAUCUUAAAUAAAAUUUAAUAGUAUUUAAAAUGAUUCGUUACCGUUUUGGUAUGAUCAUAUAAUUGAUGCAGAAAUGUUCAUAUACCUCAGUGUGAAAUAUUUACUAUCUUAAGGAAUUUAUGUAGGCAGCAGCAUGGACAUUGUACUCAAGUUUUAGUUUAUCUCAAAAAGACUGUAUCGAAAAGUAUUAUCCAACAUUUCGAGAUUAUUUUAUUCGAUGAAACUGCGUUUUUAAUAAUCACUUUUUAAUUAACCUUGAUAGAGGCUUCUCAAAUUUUAUGUCAAACACGAAAAAAACAUUAAAGUAUAUUUUGACAACUUUUUUUAUUUUUUUUAUAUCUGUGACUAAUAAAAUUAUUAAAAAGUCGGUAUUUUUAAUCGAAAACUGCAGAUAAUACAUAUUUAAAAAUAUUUCCAUCAUUAUAAUCAGUCUUUCAAUAUAUGAAUAAAAAUAGCAUUUUUAUAUACAAUAACCUGGAGGCGGGUCACAGGCUUCAUGUGCAACACUUAACACCUUCAGCUCCAGGCCAAUAUCUGAUAUUUGCCACAUGUGUCACUUUUAUACAGUCAUUGGAAAAUUGUUGAAUUGUAAACACGGUAGCCGUGUCGGUGGCACCUGAUUGAUAAGAGAAUGAACACGGGAGCCGUGUCGGCAGACUUGAAAGUGUUUUGAGGAAAAGUUUGUUUUAAUAAUCAAUAUUUCGUCCUAUUAGAGGUAACACUCACUAACUACACUUUUCAGAAAGGGGAGAAAAAUCGAUUUAAAGGUACAAAUUGUUCUUUAAAUUCACCUGACUUGAAUAUUGGAAUUUUUUUAAUGCAACUUAAAAGAAUAAAUAAAAACAGAUAUUUGAGCCAUAGUUCGUCACAGGAACUAUGAUACAAUCAAUAUUAGAUAAAUUUUUGUACUUAAUGAGUUUUUCCAUGAACACAGUUAUUGGAUAUUGAUAUCCUAUCAGAGGUAAAACUCACUAAGUACACUUUGUACUUGAUGAGUUUUUCCUUGAACACAAUUAUUGGAUAUUGAGAACUUAAUGAAUUUGUCUCCAUAAAAUUUCGCUGACUUACAACAAACGAACUAUCAAAAAUAAUAGGCUGUUAUUUAAAAAAUUAACAAUAAGUUUCAUUCUUCGAAAAUAAAUGCAAUUCUUUCGGUAUUUAUGACAGCCACAACAGUCGCCUGCCUAAUUGCAAAAUACAUUAUGUUACCUUUUAUGUAAGCUAUCACGGUUACAAAGAAAUUUAAUCUCAUAUUUCUUUAAUAAUAAUCAAUUGCUGAACAGAUAAUGCACACAAAUAUAAUGUACACUUUCAACAGUGCAAUGUAACACACAAGUCGCCUGCUGAAUCGCAAAAUAAAUUAUGUUAUCUAAUGUAUUGUUUGAAAGACCACUAAGUACCGAUUCGGCAUUCCAGAUUGUAAGGAAAAAUGCAAUAAGUGCAAUAAUGAGUUUUACCAUGAAACCGAAAUUCACAAUCUUGGAAGGAAAAAUUCACUAAGUGCAAUAAUACGUUUUAAUGAGUUUUGCCCUGAAACCAAAAUUCACAAUAAUGCACUUAGUGAAUUGUACCAUAAAUUAUCUCAGCAAUUAGAAGGGUUAGAGUCCCAGGUGACUUCUCCAGAGCUGGGCAGUACCGUAUCGAGUUCAAAUUAAUAAAAAUGUCAAUAUCUCAAAAAAGUGCACUUAGUUAGUUUUACCUCUAAUAGGACGAUUUGUCUUGUUUUAUCCAUUAUGAUACAUUCACUUCAUUAUGUACAAGCUUAUCGAUAUUUGGGUAAGUGUCGACUAGGCAGAGUCAGUUCAAUUACUAUUUCUUCCUUGAGUGUUAUGCUUCCAUCAUCAGCCAAGUUAAUGUUGUAUAAGUAUCAUACUCCAUAUCAUAGACAAAUAUUCUUCAGUCACAAAAUAUGGCUCAGUAAUAGAAGAAGAGAAGAUAGAAGGACUGGAUGGCAGAGAACUUGAGAAAGUGAAAUACACACUACAAAAACUUUCAAUGCCAGUCUUUUGAGAUACAUAUUUGGUCAUUAGGUGAUAUUCAGAUUUUGCGAUAUUACAUAUUGUAGGACUGGUAUGGGAGGAGAUUCCUACAGGCAAAAGACCACUCGGACGUCCCAGAAUGUGAUGGAGAGAUAACAUCCAAGCAGAUCUCCGAAAAAUGAACAUCCCAUUUGACCCUAGGUUGAUGGAAGACCAAACAAAUUGGAAGAAAGUUGUACAGUCAGCCAGGACCCACCCAGGGUUGUAGCGCUACGUGAUGAUGAUGAUAUUACAUAUUGACGGACGUUUCACUUGAUGUUUUGUUUGAAAAUGAAUCAUGACGUGUGUGUAAAGAUAUAAUGUAACAACUAUAUGUUUAUGUAUUAGUUCGAACUCAAGUCUUACUGUUACUGUAGGACUGUUUCGGUCAUGUAAUGAGACAUCUAGAGAGGUAUAACCUUCUACACCUCAUAAUACAGGGCAAAAUCGCCGGAAGAAGAAGCCCAGGCCGAAGAAGAAUCCGGUAUUAAGAGACCACCGCUAUCUGUUUAGAGCUGCCAUAAACAAAGUUAUUAUUGCCAAUGUUCGAUAAUCGGACAGGGUACUGAAAGAAGAAAAAUGGGACUGUUUUGAAGUUACUAAUACCACAAAUUUUGUGUAUUUUGAUAACGAUUUCCGACGUGGCAAUCGAAACAUCAAAUAAACUUAAUUUCAGACUAAAAUUGUGGCUUAUUAUACAUCCCAACGUAAAGGUCUUAAAUUUAUUAAAAUCUUCAUCUGUAGUUUUAUUUCUAAUGUAUAAGUAGAUUGAACUAAAUAUAUGCAUAAACGUAAAAGUUCUAUCGAAAGCUGGCAUUUAAAAUUGAACGAUGAGGGUGCAAUGUCCAUCGACUUAUUUUAUUUCCACCUCUGACCAAUUGAAGUGAUUUAAGAAAAUGUAUUUUAUAUUUCCUUUUGGUAUUUACGCUUAAAACGACUUUCCGCUUUGUGCUACUCUUGCAGAGCUAGACCAUAGCGCUGAUUGAUCAUCAUUUUAUUCGUUUCGGUAUGGAUACGUUAUUUUUUGAAAAACACGCAUAUAUCUGUACAAAUUGCAUUUCGUUUUUUGUAAUUUUUUAAACCAAUAACUUAAGUAUUUAUUUGCAUUUCGUAGAGCAAUAAUACUGAUGAUAUCACUAGAUAUACAGGAUGUAACACAAAAAGUUAACCUACGAAUUUAAUGUUAAAAAUAUUCAUUUUUCGAAGUUAGGUUUUGCAUCCAUACAUUUUUUAGAGGGAUAAAAGCAUAUUUGUACACCACGUUUAAUGUAAAAUCUAUUUUGUGGUGCAGUACAUGUUAUAUAAGCUGAGUUGUAGGGCGGAUUCAUGUGUUUUAACAUAUGUACGGGCAAAUAAAGAUCUGGUCAAAGUCGACUGACUGACAGCCUUUUUCUCCAGUUUAGGAACUAGUGAAGAUAACUUGAUCAUUCGGGCGUUAAUAUUUCGAGUUUAUAGAUACAAAAAUACAUCUGAGUGUCAACUUUCAAACAUCUAUUGUGGUUCUAGCAUUCCACCGUAGAAUACUGGCAUAUUAUGGGACUCACAACCAUCUAAGAUCAAGGUUGUUUCCGAUCUGAUGUUACAUAUUAUAAAGAUAUCAAUUAAACAAUCGAAUCCUGAUUAAGAAGAGUUGAUGGCACCAGGAACUAACCCCAGAUAGCCCCUAGGUAGGGCUUCCAGGUCUGGUGAUGGGUUACCUGGAAAGCAGAGGUGUAACCAGGAUGAUCAUCCUAGGGGGGGGUUACAUCUACUUGAAGGUUUCUGGUGGGUAUAGACUAAUAAUGGUGUUAAGCGUAUAGAGCUCAAAGUACAUCCAAAGGGGGGGUUAUAACCCCCAAAACCACCCCCUGGUUACACCUAUGCUGGAAAGUUAGAAUGUUUGUCACUGACUGAUUUAACACAAAUGAAAGAUCUAUUUAAAUUUGAUUCUCCCUUCAUCCCUUGUAAGUUUAUGACAAAAAUUUCAAAUGUCAAGUCAUCGGGUAACCUGCGCAGUUUGUCUAAAAUUAGACUAUUGAGUUUAACGCAUGCGUACUAUACUACUUUUGUUCACAAGAUACGUGUGUCUGAAACUGGCGUCUAAGCUUAUCUUGACAAUGAACGUAGUAUAUAAUCUUUGUGGUUCUUUAAAUUAGGGGUACAGCGAAUCCCUACUGCUCGAUUUCUUGUGCAAUUUGUACUGGAAGAGUUUGAAAAUAUGCAAUAUAUGAACGGUAUUAUUUAACUAUAUUUUUAUCCCCAAGUGUCACUAAAAUAUAGCUUAAACGAUAUUUAAAGUGUAACUUAACAUAACUAUUCUAUUCCAUUAAACACUAAGGUAGUUACUUUUAGAAAUAGCUUAUGUGUUGGAUGUUUUCUAUACAAAAGAAGUGAGUUUAAAGUUUAGUUCGUAUUAAGCUCAUUCGACUGAAAUUUCUUUAUAUUAUGGUACCAAUCUUACCUGUGAACAUGUUUUAUGCAACCGAGUAUGUUACAUUUUGUAUGUUGAAAAAAAAAACAUUUGUAUGAGUCCCUUUCGGGUUUUGAUCUGCAAAUUAUUUACAAUUCCUCACCUUACAUCACUAUUUUGACAGUCUUUGGAAACUGGCAGUACAGUACUUAAUGUAUAUGUCCCAAUUGCGAUGAUUUUGGAUCGUCCCAAAAACAGAUAAAUAUGGCAACAAUGUAUUCAAAUAAAAUCUUAAUUAUACAUCUUUGUGCUUUUGGGAUGAUAUAAGAACUCCAAUUUGGUGUACUUGGUACUUAAUAAUUUUUAAAUUAUGCAAGUAGUGUGCUGGUUUUUUAAGACUAAAUUCAUUUGUUAAGUUAUCUCUCCUUUGAAAUUGUAAUUGCAUUUUUUAUUAAGCGUAUGAAUGUAAACAAAGCUGUGUAGAUUGAUAUAAAAACUUUGAUGUA
Diabrotica virgifera virgifera (western corn rootworm) is the source of this 6596-nucleotide messenger RNA. It is a transcript of the gene 14-3-3epsilon, whose product is annotated as 14-3-3 protein epsilon. Gene Ontology annotation, cellular component: cytoplasm. NCBI's taxonomy places the organism in Eukaryota, Metazoa, Arthropoda, Insecta, Coleoptera, Chrysomelidae. Gene Ontology annotation, biological process: signal transduction. The record is from RefSeq and is a predicted model, not a curated record.